Danaus plexippus (monarch butterfly) is the source of this 2421-nucleotide messenger RNA. RefSeq names its product alpha-2 adrenergic receptor (gene Octalpha2R). The record is from RefSeq and is a predicted model, not a curated record. NCBI's taxonomy places the organism in Eukaryota, Metazoa, Arthropoda, Insecta, Lepidoptera, Nymphalidae. Bases 566 to 2239 code for a protein of 557 amino acids. Gene Ontology annotation, molecular function: G protein-coupled amine receptor activity. Gene Ontology annotation, biological process: adenylate cyclase-activating adrenergic receptor signaling pathway. Gene Ontology annotation, cellular component: membrane. The transcript is spliced from 6 exons.
GCCAAAUAACGAUGACGGUGUUAUAAUCUGAAGCGUAACCUGACUUUUUUUGGGUUAAAUAAAAUGUGAGAAGAUGAUAUUUGAAAAAGUGAAAAUGUUUGCUAAGACGGAUAGAUUUUGGGACCGCAGAAAGUACAAAGUUGCACGAUGACGUCAGUAUAUCGAUUAUACGACUGUAUAAAAUAAUAAAAAAGUCACAUUUGAAUUAUUAUACCUAAUGCUUUUUUGUGUGUCGCCUAGAACGUGUGUGAUUUUUAUUAAUUUGCUGUAAUAGUUUCGUUACUUUUAUAUGUGUUAAAUGUUCAAAAGCAAUAAUAGUUAAGUGAAAUAUUAAUUAUAAGUAUUCUCUUGUAAAUUAAUAGCUAAAUACCGUUCUAAACGAUGAAUAACGCGGGUAAUAAUGUAAAAAUUCUAUAACUCUAAAUAAAUUCCGUUCCUAUAGUUAAUACUUUUAUAAACCGAGAAAACGGGGCCAAAAAUCUACACACCAAAACAAUAACUGUAUAGAUAGAUAAAUUUAUUAGAAAACCUUUCGUCUGGUGACGAUAAAAUAAAAAAAUACAUCAUGGUGCCAAACGGGACAGCGUUGAUCGCUAAAACCACAGUGGCUACAGUGAAUAGCACAUUAAAUUCAACUUUCCUAGUCCCUACAUACAUGAGCCAAGAGGAGUUCUUAGCAUUGCAAAUGACUAACGGCUCGGAGAGCAAUAGCACUUUUAAUGAUACGUUUUUUAACCAAGUGUUAUUAAAGACCUGGUACCCCAGUGGUUACUCGCCCGCCCAUAUCAUAAUUGCCUCCGUGGUAGUGACAGUUUUAAUGAUUAUGGUGGUUGUUGGAAAUAUGUUGGUGAUAAUAGCAAUAGCUACUGAGAAGGCGUUGAAGAACAUACAGAACUGGUUUAUAGCUUCCCUUGCUGUAUCGGACUUUUUUCUCGGGUUGGUGAUAAUGCCGUUCUCUCUAGCGAACGAGCUGAUGGGAUAUUGGAUUUUCGGUUUCUGGUGGUGUGAAAUACAUUCAGCUUUAGACGUGUUGUUGUGCACAGCAUCCAUAAUGAAUUUGUGUCUCAUAUCCUUGGAUCGGUACUGGAGCAUAACCCAGGCAGUAGACUAUCUGAAGAAGCGGACGCCAGCUCGCGCAUUGUUGAUGAUAGCCGCUGUUUGGUUGAUGAGUGGUCUCGUCUGUAUACCGCCGCUGCUGGGAUGGAGAGUCACCAGGCCGCCAGAACAAUUCCCCCAAUGCAAGGUGUCAGACGACAUCGGCUAUGUGGUUUAUUCAGCUCUGGGUAGCUUCUACAUCCCAUCAUGCAUCAUGGUGUUCGUUUAUAUAAGAAUAUACUACGCUGCAAAGGCGCGAGCGAGAAGAGGUAUAAGAAAAAAUCCGCGACCACGGCCGAAUGAACAGCAGACGAGCUUUUCAAACGCGCCGAAAGGCACGCGACCGAUGCCGACGUCAUCCUCGCUGUCAAUGCCGCCCGGUGUAGAUGCCAGUAAUUCUAAUAAUAAUAGAGAAGGUCAGAUAUCUACUAUCGAGACACAACAAGUCGCGAUACCAACGGUUACCUGUGACUUCGCCUCUGAUAUAUCUACCAGCGAGGCAGGAGACGGUGCUGCCAUCGAUGACAGAAAGGACACAUUAAAGGUGGUAACAGCGGCUCAAGUAACGAGAAAUCCUCUCGCGGCAUGCCCAUACAGGAGUUCGACGUUAUCUGUGAAUGGAGAAUUACAACUCCAAGCACAAAGAGGCCGAGCUCCCAGCGUCGCAAUAGAUACAGACAUGGUAUCGGAAUUAGAGCCUUCAUCAUCCGACUCGGGUGUCGUUUCCCGUUGUGCUGUUGUUAAACCCCUUAAGCUAAGAAUAUGUCAGCCGAUAUUCGGCAAGAAACACGAAUCCUCUCGAAGACAGGAAAAAGCACAGCCAACUAAAGCAGAACUUGAACCAGCGCUACCAAAACAGCACAAGCCAAGGGAUCCAGAACGAGAAAAAAGAAGAUUAGCUAGAAAGAAAGAAAAAAGGGCGACGUUAAUAUUAGGUUUAAUCAUGGGCAGCUUCAUAGCUUGCUGGUUGCCAUUUUUCUUCCUUUAUAUUUUAAAAGCAGCUUGCAGGAGUUGUAUGAUACCGGCUAGUGCGUUCGCGAUUGCUUUCUGGCUGGGUUAUAUGAACUCUGUGCUGAACCCUGUCAUAUAUACAAUAUUUAACAAGGAUUUCAGAAGAGCGUUUAGGCGUAUACUGUUCAAGUGAUGUUUAGCCUACCUGUGCUGUUACCGAUGUGUGGCUAACAGGAUAAUGUUGGCCCAACAACGUGCGGCACCAGGUCUUUACAAUGUGCGAUAAUCAUUCACAGGAUUUCAUAAACUUUCAUGAACUUUCAUGAACUUUCAUAGACUUUCACAGACUUUCUUCUACAAUGCUUAGAUUUACUG